This is a messenger RNA of Scatophagus argus, 3167 nucleotides long. RefSeq names its product chromosome 6 C1orf112 homolog (gene firrm). The record is from RefSeq and is a predicted model, not a curated record. Lineage: Eukaryota; Metazoa; Chordata; Actinopteri; Scatophagidae. Bases 231 to 2996 code for a protein of 921 amino acids. The transcript is spliced from 25 exons.
UCGGCUUUUCCUUACCCAUAACGUCACAUCCGAUUUAAACAACGGCGCGGGAGUUGUUUGUCUCCUGUUAACAAUUUUAUGUUAAUGUGUUCUUUAGUUUAGUAGUGAAGAACACAUAACGGUGCCCUUACCAGAAACAAACUCGUCGAAACGUUUGUGUGAAUUUAUUAUUCUGAACAGAUGACACACUGUAGCUUUUAUGUUGCCUGACGCCUUCCUGUGCUGUCACCAUGUCCCAGACCAACACUUCUCUCCUGGACGAGGUGGUGCAGUGGAGUCAGGAAACCUGCCGCCAGAAUCUCAAGUCUGUCCUGCCAAAACUCACUUCCUUACACCAUGACUCUGAGAAUUGGGAUGAUUAUAUACGUAUACUGAAGAUCAUUACGGAAAUGUUUCUUCCCCAUAUUGGUUUGUCAGAGCUGGAAGAGGAGUGCUUCUCCAAGAUCUUACCAAAGGCAGUUGCGAUGUUUGACAGCAUGAUGAAAGAAAUCUUGAACCAAGUUGGAGGACUGUCCAGUCAAAACACAGAGCUGUGUGCCUUACUCAGGAGAAUUUUGCAGGCAAUGAUGCAGAUAAUUGAUGCGCUGUCCACUUGUGUGCGUCACAUCAGCACAUUUGAGGAAGCGCCUGAUCUAGAUGCUAUCCGAUCAUUACCAACUUGUAUCAUGAAGGUUCUGAGAGAAACCUUUCAGCACUGCAAGGACAGUGAGGUGGUUUACUGUGGCCGUCUCUCCCUGGUGGCUGACCUGCUGCAGGGACUCUUCAAAGAGGCCUACACCCUCCAGAAGGGUCUGCUGGAGCUGCUGGACAGGGUUUCCCUUGACAGCAGCCCCUCAGAGGAGGAGGUCUCUGAUGUUGUAACAGUGAUCCACAGCCUGCUAGAUAUCUGCUGUAUUAUCUCCAACCUGGACAUAGCACUGCAUGCAAACACAUGGAAAUUCCUCAUCAAACAGAGUCUGAAGUACCAGUCAUUGGUGGAGGAACAUCUCCGUCACGGUGACAUCAGCAACAGGCUGUGUGACAACCUGUUGGCCUCCUUCCACAAUUGUUUUGAGCUGGCUGAACAGAUCAAACAUGCAGGUCUGCAGGGGGCAACACAAAGCCCAGAAUACAAGCUGUUCCAGAAAACUGCAAAGAUGUGCAGAUUUUUUGCCAACACUUUGGUUCAUUACAUAAAGGAAUUCAAAUUUUUUCUGUCAAAGUAUUGUAGCUGCUUUCACAAAGUAUACCUCCAGAUCAUCAGUAAGUUCCCUCCCAGCAUGUGUGCUCCAAAGCUGCCCUCGGCUCUGUCUGAUGAACUGCAUGCAGCCGCUCUGGUUCCCAUGGAUGUCCUCCUGCUCCAGCUUUUGCCUUUAAGGCCCUUUGCUGAAGUUGUCCUCCAGCAGAACUUGCGGUUAAGUCCUGAACAUGAGCUUCCUCAGUGUCUGUUGCUGGUGAACAUCCUGGGUCAGCUCACCUCCCAACCAGAGGAAGUGCUGCACCUUUGGUAUGCUGGCAGCCAGUUCUCAGAAGACACACCCAGACUUCCUCUGUACAAGGCCUUGUUCACUAGUUUCAGGCGAUGUCACACUGAGCGUAAGGUUCCGGUGCAGCUGCCAGGUGUGAUGAUGAAGGGUCAGGCCCAGGUCCAGGUCACCCUGCACCACCACAUGUGUGUGCAGCUUUGUGCCAGUGUGGCUGCACUUCCCCCAGUCUACUUCUCCAUGCUGGAGCGUUGUUUAGUCGAUGCUGUACUGCAGGCUGAUACUCAGACAGCUCUGCUGGCAACAGAUGUGUGGUGCUUUGCAGCACGAUAUGGGACUGCAGAACUUUGCCUGCAUCAUGUCCUCCUGAUUGCUCAGUUGGUGAAAGCUUGCACCCCUGAGUGUUACCAGUCGUUCCACCUGGGCCUGCUGCUCAGACGCAUGGUUUUCCUCAUGACACCAACCCACCAGAAGGAGCUGGUGGCACGUUUCUCACCCUCUGAGGUGGAAAACCUUCCAGUGUGGCAACAUGUGCUCCUUAGAGCUCUUUCACAAGAUACCCGUCACUGUGUAGAGACAGACAUCAUCGGCCUUACUCAGAAAACUCUGACCGACUGGCAGAAUGGAGGGCAUAAACUCGGACAAGUGGAAAAAGUGAAUGUGGUGCUGUUGUCCCUCCUAGCUGUGGUUCGAGGGCAGUCAGCUCCUGAGGAACAAUGUGUGCUGUCUGCAUCAAGGAUAAUCACACAGCUGUGGUUACGAAUGAGUCCAGACCAGGUGCAGACACACCCCGUGCUUCAGUGUACCCUGCAGCUACUCCUGUCAAUAUCAGCCUUUUUGAUGAAAAACAUCGAACAUCAAGUCAUUCUUCAGGCUCUGGUGUGUGUGGAUACUGUGCUGUCUCAGGGGUGUGCAGAGCCCCAGCUGCUACUGGCUGCCCUGGAGUUCCUUGCUUCCCUGGGGAAGAUCUUUGUCCCUCCUGAGAGCCAGAAUCAAAUUCUGCCGAGGCUGAGCAGCCUGUUUGGAGUUCUGUUGUCUCACAGAUCCUGGCUCCUACAUCAGCACGCCCUGGAGGCUUUUUCUCACUUUGCAGAGAUUACAAACCAUGAAGAGGUGAUUUCCCAGAGUUUGUGUGAAGAAGAUACCAAGACGAAGGUGGUCAACUAUCUCAGCAAGUCUGUAAAUGCAGAGGAAGAUGUGGACUCACGGCUGCAGAGGCUCAAGCUGGAGAGGGCAGUUAUUGAGCAGCACAAUGAGAGGCUGGAGAACAGGAAAGAAAGUGUUGUGGACAAACUGGCUGCUGACGCUGUGGCGGAUUCAGAGCCAUGCCCAAAGAGAGCUCGGCAGGAGACCAGUGCAGAGGAGGAGUACAGCCGCUACCUCCAGACAGCUGAGAGUGCUUUGAAAGCCCUUCAGGCUCUCACAGAGGGCAAAUCCAACACUGCAGCCGCACCACCACAGUGGCUAGAAUCCAGACUACAGGAGCUGCAGACCAUCAUAACCCACAUUAGAACAGCCAGACACAAAACCUAGUUGUUCCAGUUUGUUUCUCAGCCCUAGGUUAUUUACUUUGUGUACAGAAAAAAUAUUUAAUCAGAGUCUGGGCUUGUGGUAGGAUCUAUACCCUCUGCUGCUGUCUUCACUUUUUAAAACAUUUUUUGGUCAGUCUUCAUUGUGUUGUUUAUUAAACUUGUUUUAAUACAA